Messenger RNA from Aspergillus homomorphus CBS 101889, 1925 nucleotides. Its product is annotated as alpha-glucosidase. Bases 44 to 1795 code for a protein of 583 amino acids. Lineage: Eukaryota; Fungi; Ascomycota; Eurotiomycetes; Eurotiales; Aspergillaceae. Gene Ontology annotation, biological process: oligosaccharide catabolic process. The record is from RefSeq and is a predicted model, not a curated record. Gene Ontology annotation, molecular function: alpha-amylase activity. The transcript has a single exon.
UACUAUCAUUCAACUGCCUAUCUUUUUAUUCUCUCACACAGCCAUGGCAACUACACCGUGGUGGAAGAACGCGACGAUCUACCAAAUCUACCCCGCCAGCUUCCAAGACUCCAACGGCGAUGGCAUCGGCGACCUGCCCGGCAUCAUCAGCCAGCUGGACUACAUCCAGUCCCUGGGGGUAGACGCGAUCUGGGUAUGUCCGAUGUACGACAGCCCGCAAUACGACAUGGGCUACGACAUCUCAGACUACGAAGCCGUGUACGCGCCGUAUGGCACGGUGGCGGAUGUGGAAGCGCUGAUCCAGGGCUGCCACGCGCGCGGGAUGCGCAUUCUUCUGGAUCUAGUAAUCAACCAUACCUCUCACGAGCACGCAUGGUUCCAAGAAUCGCGGUCGUCGCUCACGAACCCCAAACGUGACUGGUACAUCUGGCGGCCGCCACGACACGACGCAGCAACGGGCGCACGCCUGCCCCCAAACAAUUGGCGCAGCUUCUUCGGCGGCAGCGCGUGGACCUUCGACGAGCACACGCAAGAAUACUACCUGCACCUCUUCGCCGCGCAGCAACCCGACCUGAACUGGGAGAACGCGGCGACACGCGCGGCGCUCUACGCCUCCGCAAUGGAAUACUGGCUAGCCAAGGGCAUCGACGGCUUCCGGAUCGACACAGUGAACAUGUACAGCAAGCCGGCGGACUUCCCAGACGCGCCGAUCGUCGACCCAUCCAACACCUACCAACCAGCGACAUCGCUCUUCUGCAACGGGCCACGCAUGGCCGAGUUCUUGGGCGAAAUGAACGCCAUCCUGCGCAAGUACAAGCCCGCACACGAAACCCUCACAGUAGGCGAGCUCCCCAGCACGCCACUCCUCUCGGACGUACUAUCCUACGUCUCCGCCUCCGCCAACCAACUGAGCAUGGUCUUCCAAUUCGACAUCGUCGACAGCAACAUGGGCACGGACCUGCGCUUCAACACAGUCCCACACACCUGGACACUGUCUGACUUCCGGGCCCGCGUCCGCGCCACCCAGACCCUAAUGGACGGCACAACAGACGGAUGGAGCACCGCCUUCCUCGAGAACCACGACCAAGCGCGCUGCGUAUCCCGCUGGGGCGACCCCGGCAAAUACCACGCCCAAAGCGCCAAGAUGCUCGCGAUGCUCGUCGCCAGUCUCUCCGGCACGCUGUUUCUGUACCAGGGCCAGGAAAUCGGCAUGCUUAAUGCGCCGGCCUCCUGGGAUGUGCGCGAGUACAAAGACGUCGAUAGCGUGAAUUACCUUGCUUACGUGCGAGAUACCACCGGAAAUAACCCCGUUGCUAUGCGGAAGGCCCGUGCUGCGCUGAAUUAUCUCGCCCGCGAUCAUGCUCGGUUGCCUAUGCAAUGGAACUCGUUGCCUCAUGCGGGCUUUACGGAUCCACAGGCUACGCCGUGGAUGCGUGUGCAUGAUAACUUUCGGGAUGUUAAUGUCAAGAGGCAGGCGAUUGAUGAGGACUCGGUGUUGAGUUUCUGGAAGAGGCUGUUGAGGGUUCGGAAGGCGUUCCCUCGGGUUUUUGCUUGCGGGGUGUUUCGGGAUCUUGAUCCUGAUGAUGAAGAGGUGUUUUUGUUUGAGAAGGUGGGUGACGGGGCGAGGUUGGUGGUUGUGUUGAAUUUUACGGGCGAGGUGCAGAGGGUGCAGUUGGGCAGGGAGCUUGUGGGUGGGAGUAAGAAGAUGUUGGUGGGGAAUUAUGAAGAUGUGGAGAGUGAGGAUGCGGAUGUGUUGCGGCCGUUUGAGGGGAGGAUUUAUUUGGUGGAGGGUUGAUUGGGUUUGCUUUUGAUAUGGGGAUAUCCUGGGUCUUUGGUGGAUGGUUCGGGACUUCGUGGAUUGAGCUAUAUGCUUGCGUGUAGACGGGGUAACACAACUAGACUGGAGCACGGCAUGAAUGCGUCUC